AUCAAAUUUGAUCAAAGCUCACCGGCUUCGUAUAUCAAAAAAGCUUCAUUAGCUAAUAAACCCUUUCCCCAAGAGACCAAAAGCGAACAAGCACAGAAAAAGAGAACACAGGUCGGGCAACGACGGUUUUACAAAGACCAGACUCUCACCAAGAAUCUAUCAUUGCUUUCUCUAUUAUCUUUUCUAGUUGCUCAGAUUUAUUUAUCCAUGGCCGAUCUGUACGGAACUGCUCCUUCUCCAGCUCCGGAGCCUGAAGAAAUCUCCUCCUUCCUUCACCAACUCCUUCACCAUUCCUCCUCUUCCUCUCCCUCUGCUAAAUUCAUGCACCAUGCUCUCUCUUCUCCUUCUCCCCCGCUGCCGGCGCCGGCGCCGGCGCAGACUAAACCUCCGGCUGAAUUGUUAUUCGGCCACUCCCAAGAUUGCCGAGCAGACGGCGGCAACUCCUGCAUCAAUUUCUCUGAUCCCGGUGGUUAUUUCGCCAAAGAGAGUGCGGAAAAUGCUGUCUCUUCAGUUAUUUCAAAGAGAGGGGUUUCUGAGGAGAAUGAUCUAGGUGGCUUAAGCUGCGAUAGCGAGGGUGCAGAUGUGUCAGAGGUGCCAUCGGAGACGGUGCGGCCUAGAAGCUCCUCGAAGAGAAGCAGAGCUGCAGAGGUUCAUAACUUAUCCGAAAAGAGGAGGAGGAGCAGAAUUAAUGAGAAAAUGAAGGCUUUACAGAAUCUUAUUCCAAAUUCCAAUAAGACCGAUAAGGCUUCAAUGCUGGAUGAGGCAAUCGAAUACUUGAAGCAGCUUCAGCUUCAAGUACAGAUGUUAACAAUGAGAAAUGGAUUAAGUUUGCAUCCCAUGUGCUUACCAGGAGUUCUACCACCUAUGAACCUGCCCAUGACAGGAUUGACCUUUGAUGAGGGAAGUGGACUAUUAGAUACCAAUGCAGCAACAGUUACAUUUUCUGAGAAUGGAGAAAACUCAGCACGUACUGCUCUUAGUCAUCCCAACAGGUGCACUGUAUCAAAUCAGACAAUUGUUCUGCCUUCAGCAACAAACAUCACCUCCUCAGAAACCUCCUAUGGUUUUGAGCCACUUAUUCAGGUUCAUUAUGAACCCUUCAAUCUCUCCACAUCUUCAAAGGAAAUCUGCAGGGAAGGCACAUCACAGGCACCAUUAGAUACAAAUCAAACAGUGAAGACCACUUCAUCCAGUGCGUCCUAGUUGAGAUCUUACCUUAGAUACGGGAUCAACAAAACUGUUUAAUCAAUCUCUUCUUCCCUCUUCCCUCCUCCCUGUUUUCCCCAUGAUUGCCAUAUAAGGUGCAAAUGGUCCAUGAAACUGCUGCUGACAUUUUACACCUAAACAGGUUAAUUAUGUUGUGACAGAUUCAUACAACUGUUCGGAACCAAAGUGUUUGAUAUCCCUUAGAAAUGUUUUGUCCAAAAUCUCUUAAGGUGUUUAUAUCAUUCAGAAAGUAAAGAUGAUCCAGUAGGUUGACAGGCGUGGUUAUUACUGCACUGUCUGAAGUCUGUACUCAAAAGGAGAAAGUAAAGUGGAAGGAUGUAUUGCAAUGCUCGUUUUUUUUAUGUGCA
Manihot esculenta (cassava) is the source of this 1574-nucleotide messenger RNA. Its product is annotated as transcription factor SPATULA. Bases 208 to 1203 code for a protein of 331 amino acids. The record is from RefSeq and is a predicted model, not a curated record. The transcript is spliced from 6 exons. NCBI's taxonomy places the organism in Eukaryota, Viridiplantae, Streptophyta, Magnoliopsida, Malpighiales, Euphorbiaceae. Gene Ontology annotation, cellular component: nucleus. Gene Ontology annotation, molecular function: protein dimerization activity.